Suillus subaureus is the source of this 546-nucleotide messenger RNA. RefSeq lists its product as uncharacterized. The record is from RefSeq and is a predicted model, not a curated record. The transcript has 3 exons. NCBI's taxonomy places the organism in Eukaryota, Fungi, Basidiomycota, Agaricomycetes, Boletales, Suillaceae. The coding region runs from base 1 to 546 and encodes 181 amino acids.
AUGAACUCUGUGCCAGAUCCACUGGUUGAUACCCUCCAAGCCUUGGGUGAGGAGCCAAGACACCCAGAACAACCCCAUGGCCCAAGUGAGACGCAUGUCAUGGGAGUGCAACAAGUCAUCAUUGCUGCCAUUCAUGCAACUGAUCUCACUCUUGGUCUCCGACACAUCCCUGCUGGCUUCCUUGUGGUAGUAAAGACCAAUGGUGCUGAAUGCCAAACAAGCAACAAACCUGUACAUGUAGAUCAGGCUGUUGUUGAAUGGAAUGAGCCCAUACUUCUCCACAUUCACAGAGCAGCUUUGCUUGCAAUCAAAACAUCUGCUCUGCCUCUGGCUGGAAACACUGAUGCAGGUGAUCUUGGGCAGGAGCAGCCUGCUGCAUUUGUGCUUCCGUUAUUGCUGAAUCAACUUGCUAAACGAGCAAAGUGGUGUUUGCAUAUGGAUGAUCUCCAUGCCUUAGAAGAAGUGAUAUCCCUUCCUUACAAUGCACUGGGAUACUACAAUGCUAUGUUACGAACUAGGAUAGUUGUAACAACAGCAGCUCAAUAA